AUGGCGCUGUCCAUAAAACGGGAAAUGUGAGGCGUAAACAUUUAAUGACUGAAACCCAAAGAUUUAUGAGUCGAAUAUUGAGGCAAGAGGAUUGAUUGUUUUUCCGUAGGCAAUAGCUUGAUUUUAACAAGACAAAAAUGCCCGAGUCCCCAGUUCUUCUCGAGUCUCUACGACAAUCUAGCAAAGGGAAACUUAAAUAUGACAAAGACUGGCACAAAGUGAAAGGAAUCAAGUCUAUGCUAGAAGAAUGCACAUCACCACCCCCUGUAACUUGUGUAAAAUCUCCACAGGGAUUGUCACCAAAGACUGGGUCACCUAUGAGAGGAUCACCUCCAGGAGCUCUACGCCUUGAAGAUUCCUGUCAGGAAGGUUCAUCUAAAGGAAGGUCACCACGGCAAACUUUUAGAAAUACCUCCUCUUCCUCCCCUUCCUGCAGUGCUUCAAGAAUCAGUAACAGCAAGUCAGAUGUGGCUCUCAAAAACAAAAGCCCUAGAAAGUUGCCAUCAUCUCCAUUAUCUUCAGUAGAAAGUUCUGAAACCUUGUCACCAAUAUCUGAGAUAGUGUUACCAAAGGCACAUCAGUCAGCACUGGCAAUCAUUGAAUAUGAAAGGCAGUCAAGACAGAAAGUCGAGGCAGCAAUCAGACUGAAAAGACAACAACUGGAAAAAGAGCAACAACUGAUUCAAAUAGAGGCAGAGAAAAAUUUAUAUGAUCUUCAUUUUAAACAAGACAUUGAAAACAAGAAAAAUUUAGAACAGAUCCUCAUGGCAGCAGAUGUUAGAACACAGGAGGUUCAACAAAGGCAUCAGGUCUUAAAAGAACACCACAAGAGACAUGCUAAGAUGUUGCAUGCCAAGAUGCAGGAAGCUGAGGUAAGAAGAAAACAGUUGGAGGAAGAAGAAAAGAAAAGGCAACAAGAAAUCAAAAAGCGCCUGGCAGUAAUAAUUCAGACUGCAGCUGAGGCUAAGACAACAAAGCAGAAAAUUGACCAACUGUUCAAUAGCUGUAAUUAUAAACAGUUGCUUCCCGGUAAUGUCCCAAAGAGCGUUGAACUGAUGACACAAAUCUGUAGUCGGAUGGAGGCCAUAGUGCAGCAGGCCCAGCAGACUGAGGCUACAGAUGACCACCUGAAAACCACCAAUGAAUUUUUGUCUCAGGCAUCAAAUAUACUGGACCUGGUGCUGACAUCUGUUGACGAAGCAAAUAAAAAGGGCCAGGCACAAUCAACUGCAGUAACCACAGCCGCAUCAACUCCAACAUCUGCACCAACAUCAACAUCAGCUCAAACAACUGCACCUGCAUCAGCAGUUUUAUCUACAGCAUCAUCAACAACAAUUUCUGCAGCAAAUAAAAUAUCAGCAGCAUUAACAACACAACCAACAGCUGCUGGCGAAACUCUUUGUGCCCCUGUAAAGGCCUACGAGGCAUUUGUAAAACUGCAGGAAAAUCAGAAGAACGUAGAAAAGUCAUAUGAAGCACUGACAGGUCAAGAUCCCAGACUAAAGAAAUUUAAAUUUGACCUCCAAAAGGCUGUCAAUCUCCCUGUCAAUGCCAUCUCAAAAGUCAAUGGUGCUCACUUGAGGGAUAAAUUAGAGAAAUUGUGCUCUCUUCUCGCAGGCCAGCCAGUAGAGGUGUCCAAUAAAAUGGUCAAAGCUGCUGAACACCCAGCUGGCAUAAACUUUUGUAAAGACCUUCUAGCUAAAAAAAUACUGAAACAAGGGGAUGAGCAGGUUUCAUCCAACUUUGAAUCUGCCUUCCCUAUUGCUAUGGUUGCAGUUGGAGUAUGGUGCAUGUAUCCAGACUUUGGAGAUUUAUUAUUGGCACAUUUUCACAUAGCUUGUCCCUAUCUAGUGCCAUAUUAUAGACCCAAGGAGAAGGGGCAAUCCACAGAAGAUUAUUACAAGUCACUUGGUUAUGCUGUGGAAAAUGGACAGUGUGAAAAACAGGACAAGUUUCUCAGGCGUAUGACAGGAUACAUGAGACUGUAUGCAGCUAUGAUAGUGUCUCCGCCACCCAGGGGUGAACAACAACCACACCCACAUGGGGUAGAGAAAGGGUGGGAGUGGUUGUGUAAUGUCCUAAACUUGGACCCACGUCCUGAUAUCACAGCAACUUUACUGCUCAAUUUCCUGGUAGUUGCCGGUAGUGCUUUAGCCGAGGCUUACAGUAAACAGUUCUUUAAACUGCUACACUUGUUGUGUACAGAAUAUCUACCAAAGGUGAAACAAGUGACACUUCCUGGCUCUGGAGGCCCUGUAACAAGACUUGAACAGUUUCUGCAAAAAUGCAUAAAGAAUGGAAAAAUUGACCCACCUGAGGGCAAACUGUCUGCAGGGUUUUGGUUUACAUAAUACUAUAAAUGUAAGAAAUAUAUUGGAAAAAAUCUGAUGAGUCAGAAGGAAAGUUCAAGAUCACUUAUGACUACAAGUGAUAUUGUGAAACGAGAUGACCCACACCUAAAUGACCAUAUUGUGAUAUUAAUGCAGAUAUUGGCAGUGGCAGCACUGGAAUGGUUUGGUUGAGAAAGUUGUCAAACUGAACUUUGAAUGCUGCAAGAAAAACGUUUGUUUUACAAUUUAUUCAGCAGUAAUAUGUCUACAAUAUUUUUUAAACAAAUAUUGAUGGUCAUUCUUUGAAUGUACAUUUCAUGGAAGCAUAUUUCGCAGAUCUCAUUAGGCUCAUAUCCUAAUAUGCAUAAAUACUAAGAAUAACACAAGUUUUAAGAAAGAAGUGAUGAAACACCAUUGUGCAUUUUUUAAAGUUCAUUUGGAAUGCAGAAAUUUCUAGCACUGAGCACAGAUAAUGUCACUACUGAUUUUCAUGUAAUUUUAAGUAUCCCAUUUUAAGUGAAUUUGAAACAUUUUUUAACACAUCAAGAAACUGAAAUUGAAGACAAUUGUCAUUAUAAUAUCAGUGACGAAUGCUGAAAGCAUUUUCAAAAUAAAAUUUCAAAAAAAUCUUUAAAAUGAAAAAGAUCUUUUUGUGCAUAUAUGGUUAUUCUGUUAUUUAAGAGUUGAAUUGAUUUAAAGACUACAAUCAUUUAAUAACAGCAGAGAAAUGACCAACACUCGUCCCAUGUAUUUUUGGCAUACUAUAAUAGUUUCCUUUGAAUACCAUUAAAUGGACCUCAAAUCAAAAUGAGUUUUUGAACCCCAUAAAAUUCAUUCAAAAAUA
Lingula anatina is the source of this 3174-nucleotide messenger RNA. Its product is annotated as mRNA export factor GLE1. NCBI's taxonomy places the organism in Eukaryota, Metazoa, Brachiopoda, Lingulata, Lingulida, Lingulidae. Gene Ontology annotation, cellular component: nuclear pore cytoplasmic filaments; cytoplasm; nuclear pore. Gene Ontology annotation, biological process: poly(A)+ mRNA export from nucleus. The record is from RefSeq and is a predicted model, not a curated record. Gene Ontology annotation, molecular function: phospholipid binding; inositol hexakisphosphate binding; translation initiation factor binding.